This is a messenger RNA of Myxocyprinus asiaticus (Chinese sucker), 5447 nucleotides long. It is a transcript of the gene cdr2l, whose product is annotated as cerebellar degeneration-related protein 2-like. The transcript has 6 exons. The coding region runs from base 262 to 1665 and encodes 467 amino acids. NCBI's taxonomy places the organism in Eukaryota, Metazoa, Chordata, Actinopteri, Cypriniformes, Catostomidae. The record is from RefSeq and is a predicted model, not a curated record.
AUAUUAAACUGAACAGUUCGGGCGAAACCAACGGGGAUGUUGUUAGGAACUCAACAAAGAGGACGAGGAGAGAUAUCUGCGCUAUGCACGGCUGUGAGUGGGAGGGGUUGAAUGUGACAGAACUAAAUGGCAGCAGUAUGACAUUUUUGAUCUCGUAGAAAAUUUCUCUUGGCAUGCCGGAAUAUUUCACCCAAACGGAGAGUGUAUUUGCAAUCGGCACAUCUUUGAGCUUCCGGGCAGCCCGUUAACCGCGAGUGACUGAUGCUCCGUGCCGGCAGGAUGGAGGAGUUUGUAACGGAGGAGGAUGAGCCAUGGUACGACCAGAGAGACCUGGAGCAAGAUCUGCACUUGGCCGCUGAGCUGGGUAAAACCCUCCUGGAGCGCAAUAAGGAGCUGGAGGACUCGCUGCAGCAGAUGUACAUCAACAAUGAAGAGCAGGUGCAGGAGAUCGAGUACUUAACCAAGCAGAUGGAGAUGUUACGUGAGAUGAACGAGCAGCACGCUAAAGUGUACGAGCAGCUGGACGUGACGGCGCGCGAACUGGAGAUUACCAAUGAGAAACUGGUGCUGGAGAGCAAAGGGUCUCAACAGAAGAUUGAAAGAUUGACAAGCACUAUGGAGAUGCUGCAGGGUCAGGUGGAUACGCUCACUGCUCGUGUGGAGGAACUGCGUACACUGGAAGAGCUCAGGGUUCGCAGAGAGAAGAAGGAGAGGAGAACGACUGUGCACUCUUUCCCCUGCCUCAAAGAACUCUGCACCGCUCCCAGGUAUGAAGAUGGUUUCAUGGUGUCUUACCCAGGCAGCGGUGACCUAGAGGAAUGUCAGCCAGUGGACGAAGAGAAUGAACACUUGCGUGUGAUGGUGACGUCUUUGCGUGCAGCUGUGGCGGCUGAACGCGGUCGGCGUGAGGCCGCUGAGCGGGAAUGUGCUGCGGUGCUACAGGAGUUUGAGCGCUUGGAACAGCGCCUAAUGGGGGCCGAGAAUUGCCAGCGGCGUGUGUAUGAGCUGGAGGCGGAGCUCCUGGAGAUGCAGCUGCUACGCAAGUCUCGCGCAUGCCUGCUGAGUGGUGAAGAAGGUCUUGAGCAAACACUGCUCAACAACGCUCCAGAGACAGACACGCCGGAUGACGCCAUUAUGACGGGAAUGCAGAACGGGGAUGCAACUGAUCCGAGCGGUCCGGCGCCUGUCCGGAAGAGCUGUAGCGAUACUGCUCUGAACGCCAUUUCUGCUGUUGACGCCUCAGGUAGACGUAAAGGCAGCUACGCAAUUCAUGCCAACGGCGUACGGAAGAGGGGUAUGUCCAUCCUACGGGAGGUGGACGAGCAGUACCACGCCCUUCUGGAGAAGUAUGAAGAGCUGCUAGGGAAGUGUAGACGCCAUGAGGAGAGUCUACGCCAUGCUGAGGUGCAAACUUCACGACCUGUAUCUAGGGACCCAUCCAUGAAGGAAUGCCGGGCCAUGGAGCCCCAGCAGCCACCCACUCCACCCCAGACACCCUCGACUCCAGAGGCCCUGGAGGGCAUCAGCCGACAGGUGGAGGCUGUGGACAAGAGGCUGAGCCAGAACACUCCUGAGUACAAGGCCCUCUUCAAGGAGAUCUUUUCUCGCUUGCAGAGGACCAAGAGCAACAUAAACACCACCAAAGGAAGGAAAAGUGGAAAAUAGCCCAUUUGGGUCUCGAAGUUCACCCAAAAAUGAAAGAUCUUUCAUUAUUUACUACCCUUAUGUUGUUCCAAACCUGCAUGCUGUUAAUUUUUUUUCUAGGGAACACAAACGUUUCAUUUUUUUGAAGAAAUGUUACUCUGCUCUUGCCAAUCAACGAUAGGUCAUAGUGACCAAGGACUGUCAUGCUCCAACAAGGACCAAAAAAAUCCCAUAAAAGUAAUCCAGAUGACUUGUGCACUACGUUGUAAUUCUACUAAAAUGAUACGAUUGAUUUGUUUGGGAAUAUGCCUCAUAUGGACUACAUUUAAGGUGCUUUUUUUUGUUGUUGUAGUGGAGCUUGACAUACAUGUUCAUGUUAAAUGCUGUUGUGUGGAAAUGAACUGCAAUAAGAAUAUUCAUGAAUUUCUCAGUUUAUUUAAAUGAAAAAAUUAUAGCAUAUGGGUUUGGAAUGAUCCAAGAGUGAGUAAAUAACAGAAUUUUCAUUUUGGUAUAACUAUAACUUAAACAUACCACCUGAUUAUUUCCCCCCGCUCAUUUAUGGAAUGUCUUAAUUUUUUGAAGAUACACUCUUUAAGGUGACAUAAUACUCUGUAAAGUAGCAACUUCCUGUUAAUCGAUUGGAAUAGCUGUUAUUUAGUUCAGUUCAAAUGUUUCCCCAAAUGGUGUGUUGCCACAUAUCAAGAGAGAAAUGUUGACUUAGUCUGUUAAGAGGAAGUUGCCUAGUGUCUAAUGUGCUUCUCCAGGGUUGAACUUUUAGGAAAAAACAUAUACUUACUAUAGGUUUUACAGUAACCAUAUUCACCCCAAGGAUACCUGUGAUGCUUAUCAUUGCUCAUUUACAUUCUCAUGUUCUAAUCAUGUGUAUUACAGUAUCAUGAAUAAUCAAAGCAUUGUGUAAACACUUUUGUUCAAUAUUAAAUGACACUUUGCUUUAAGUGUGUUUGAUACAUUUAUUACCUUUUAAUGGAUGAGUUUGUUGUGAUGAGAGUUCAGGAUGGUUCUGCUGUAGGGUCAUGUCCAGAUGGUAACCCUCAUUCUGCAAAAAGUCUUGUGAUUCUCGUGACAUUCGUACUGUUUAUUUGGCGUUCCAUAGCAACCCUAGUUUCAGCAUCAAACUGCAAGUCCAUUUAACACUUUUAAGAGCCCUUCAAAAUCAAUGUCACUGGAAAAAUCUGUACUAUAAUUUCAUGAAAUAAUUGCAAUCAGGUUAAAAGUUUCAGAAAAUGUUUUUCUUUGGAAAACGCAAGAAGGAUAUAGCUGCAGGCUAAGCUCCAAAAUGAGUCUGGAGCUCCAAACCGCCACCAAAGAUGCACUGAUGAGCCAAAACAUUAUGACCACCUGCCUAAUAUGCUGUUGGUCCUCCACGUGCCACCAAAACUGUGCCGACCCGUCGAAGCAUGGACUCUACAAGACCCCUGAAGGUGUCCUGUGAUAUCUGGCACCAAGACAAUAACAGCAGAUUGUUCAAGUCCUGUAAGUUGCAAGGUGGAGCCACCGUGGAUCGGACUUGUUGGUCCAGCACAUCCCACAGAUGCUCAAUCGGAUUGAGAUCUGGGGAAUUUGGAGAUCAGGGCAAGACCUUGAACUCUUCAUCAUGUUCCUCAAACCAUUCUUAAACAAUAUGUGCAGUAUGGCAGAGCGCAUUAUCCUGCUGAAAGAGGCCACUGCCAUCAAGUAAUACCAUUGCCAUGAAGGGGUGUACCUGGUCUGCAACAAUGUUUAGGUAGGUGGCACGUGUCAAACUGAUGUCCACAUGAAUGGCCGGACCCAGUGUUUCUCAGCAGAACAUUGCCCAGAGCAUCACACUACCUCCACCGGUUUGUCAUCCUCCCACAGUGCAUCCUGGUGCCAUCACUUCCCCAGGUAAACGAUGUACACAUCCAUCCACAUGAUGUAAAAGAAAACGGGACUCAUCGGACCAGGUAAACUUCUUCCACUGCUCCAAGGUCCAGUUCCGACACUCGCGUGCCCAUUGUAGGCGCUUUCGAUGGUGGAUAAGGGUCCUCAUGGGCGCACUGACUAGUCUGUGGCUACGCAGCCCUAUAUGCAGCAGGGUGUGAUGCACUGUGUGUUGUGACUUGUGACACAUUCCUCCUGUAACCAUCAUUAAAAUUUUCUGUGACGUGCAACAGAAGACCUUCUGGCAGUUCGGACUAGCACUGCCCUUGCGCAUCAAUGAGCCUUAGGCGCCCAACACCCUGUUGCCGGUUUAUGGUUUGUCCUUCCUUGGACCCCUGUCAGUACUCACCACUGCUGACUGGGAGCACCACAUGGGCCUUUCCAUUUCAGAAAUGCUCGGCCAUAACAAUUUGGCCCUUGUCAAAUUCGCUCAGGUCUUUACUUCUGCCCAUUUCUCCUGCAUUCAACACAUUGACUACGAGAACUGAUUGUUCGCUCACCAUCUAAUCUACCCAAAUCUUGACAUGUGGCCUUGUUAGGAGAUAAUCAACAUUCACUUGUGAGUGGCCAUUAUGUUUUGGCUCAUCUGUGAAUAGGGAGCCCUUUACCUAACCCUAUACCUAACCUUAACCGUGAGUGGAACUGAUGCCCCCUUUUGGAGUAACCCUGCACUUCUCUUAUUGCUGCCUCCUUGGGAUGAAUCGCUUCUGUUGUACUUCUCAUCUGUAAGUCGCUUUGGUAAAAGGGUCUGCUAAAUGAAUACAUGUAAACCCCACCCUCUUUUAAAGUUUUCCGCCCCCACCGUGGAUUUCCCCUCCAAGGCACUUUUGUUUGAGCAUUUCAAUAUUCUCAAGCAUAACAAAUGUACAAAAUUUUUUGUAUCCUGUGCAGUCAGUCAUGGGCAAACACGCUGGUCUGUUCUUGUGGUAUUAACUAUUUUAUAUAACCCUGCCCCUAAGUGACAUAUAAAACCACUAUUUGUUUUGUUUUGUUUGUAUUUGUCAGUCAGCACUUGGCCAACGUGCGGUCUGGUUGAACAUGCUUAAGAACCUGUGUUCUUGCAUUUCUGUGGUGGUACCAAACCUGGAAGUGUUAUUCGGGUAAGUUGCUAUAAAUAUAUUGACUUUACCAGGCAUGUGGUUGACAAAAAAGCAGGAAAAUGUAACCAACAAAGUCUGCAACACCGAAAAAAUAUUCUUAGCCCGAACUGACAGUUAAAUGCUCACUGACAAUAACACUCUAGCACCACCUAGCUUUCUGAAAAAGUAUAACACACACAUGAGAGUUUCACAGCUGAAUACAUUUCCAAGGGCCUAACUUAACGGAUCUUUAACCUAAAGUUUUUUUUUUUGUUUUUUUUUUUAUAAAUAUGAAGUAAACAUAAGAAAAUACAUCAACAUUUCUCUAAAUGUGCAAACUAUGGAUAUUGUUUAUUGAAGCACUGACAUGAAAUUCAGCUCGCAUGAUUGAACAGGUAUGUGAUUAUUACAUUCUGAAACAAAUAUGUCGCGUUUUGAUGUGUACUCCUGAUGCAAGUUAAGAAAUUACUUUUGGUGUGGCAUUGCAAUAUCAAAGCUGGACACCAGCAGUAUGAGCGUUACAAUGAUAAUGUAAGGAUUAAAUAAGAACUGUAAAUGAUAAAUGGUGGUAGGAUACAUUUUUAUUUGUAUAUACAGUACUGUGCAAAAGUCUUAGGCACAUAAGAUGUUUCACAAAAACAUUUGUCUUAAAACGUUUAUUUAUAUCUUCAGCUUUAGUGUGUCAAUAGGAAAUAUACAUUUUAGACUCCCAAACAUUACAUUUGCAAAUAGAAAAGAUUAGAAUAGAAGAACAGGGAGCCCUGCAACAGAUGUCAUGGUCCCUACAAAGCCCCCCACUGAACA